Molecule: messenger RNA, 1619 nt
Organism: Ornithodoros turicata
Lineage: Eukaryota; Metazoa; Arthropoda; Arachnida; Ixodida; Argasidae
Product: putative nuclease HARBI1
Exons: 3
Coding region: 61-1110 (349 amino acids)
Source: RefSeq, a predicted model, not a curated record
UGCGUGCCUCUCCCCCAGGAGCUCGAUGAUUACUUGAGCCACUCUCGUCAAAAAAUUGACAUGCUCACUGUCAUGGUGCAGCAUGCCCAGGAUAUUAUCACCAAAGGCGGGGCGGAUACGGAGUACGAGGUGCCAGUAACAAACGGAGUUGAAACGUUCGUAUCCAUGACAGUUCCACGUUUUACAGACGACCAGUUCAGUCAGCAUUUUCGUAUGACAAGAGCCACAGUUGAGAUGCUUUCCAAAGAAACAGCUGCACAAAUGAAAAGCUCAUCAUCAUACAAAAUACCACUUAUGACAAAGAUUUUGAUGGCGCUGUGGAUCCUCGGGAAUGAAGAGUCAUAUAGGGAAGUAGGAAACCUCUUUGGUUGCAACAGAGGCCUGGUGUUCUACAUCGUUCAAGAAAUGGUAACAGUGUGGAGCAAGCUAGGUACACAACGGAUUUCGUGGCCAACAAACCUUGCCCUGGUCUCUUCGGAAUUUCAACAAAAAUGGGGAUUUCCCGGUACAAUUGGUGCCGUUGAUGGGUGCCAUAUUGCCAUUAAGGCCCCUGUUGUUGAGCAGAGUGCAUACUACAAUAGGAAAGACUUUCAUUCGGUGAUCCUCCAAGGAUGCUGUGACGCAAACCUAAUUUUCACGCACGUGUACAUUGGGUCCCCUGGGAGGAUGCACGACGCUAGAGUGUACACCAACUCUGGUCUCGAGGAAUUGCUCAAAGAGCUACCAGGAGAGAUGCAUGUGCUUGGAGAUUCUGCUUACCCACUGCGAACAUAUUUGAUGAGACCUUUCAAAGACAACGGGCAUCUCUCAAGUAGGCAGCAGACCUUCAACACAAAGUUAAGCAGGGCACGCAGCGUUAUUGAACGUGCUUUUGGCAGGUUGAAAGGUAAAUUUCGUGUACUAAAACAUCUGGACAUGAGCCGCCAAGACCUCAUUUUGAAGUUUGUGAUGUCAGCUUGCUUUCUCCACAACUUCAUCUUGGUUAAUGAAUGUGAUAAUGAUAGUCAGGAUUAUGAGCCAGAGGGCAGGCACCAGGCCCCCUCAGAUAGCAAUGACGAGGACAGCAGUGGCCAGGAAAAACGUCAGCGAAUUAUGGACAUGAUCUGUUAAGAAAGAUAGGGUGUUAGCUGUCACAAUACAAAGUGCAAGACAAACAUGGCACUGUAAAUUAAUUUAUUUGUUUGAGCUACCAACAAUUACUCAAAUACAUCACACUGUGAAUGUGCAUUGCACUAUAAAAAAAUAGAUAAGAAAAAGCAGGUAUACUUAAAUGAAUGUAUCACAGCUAUAUCACAACCGUUAUCUUGGAACUUCCACAAACCACGUGCAACUCUCAUGGGGCAGUUUAUGUUUACUUUAAAAAAAACUCCAAUAACUUUUCUAUCCGUGCUACAGGAACAUCCUCAGGAGUGUUGUGAACAUGUUACAAAAUAGUGCAACGAAAAAAAUGACAAAUGAACAAUGAACAUGAAAAAAAUGAACAAUGACAAGCAUCGGUAGAAAAGUCAGCACGGACAAUGUGAGAACACACAACUGUGUGUAAAGACUGAAUACAUUUCAACUCUCUUCAGUGUAUGCAUGUUGUGCUAGUUAAUAAAGUCGUUAUAUUUAUAAACUGC